This is a messenger RNA of Phacochoerus africanus (Common warthog), 1326 nucleotides long. RefSeq lists its product as uncharacterized. The transcript is spliced from 7 exons. The record is from RefSeq and is a predicted model, not a curated record. Lineage: Eukaryota; Metazoa; Chordata; Mammalia; Artiodactyla; Suidae. Bases 1 to 1326 code for a protein of 441 amino acids.
AUGAAUGCACAACGUAGAGUGGUAGUACACUGCUGGAGAUUCGUCAGAGAUGGGAAGGAGCAUCCCAAGUACACUGAGAAAUUUGUGAAAGAGGAGCCUUUCCUGGAGUUUGGAGCUGGUGCGGUUGUAGAGGGGCAAGGGCCAGAUACAUCGUGGGUAGAAGCGCUGGAAAACCAAGAAGCCUGUCCCAAGUCCCCAGAGUUGAGCACCAACCACAGGAAAGCCAGCCUAUCCAGCUCUGCGGUCAGCACCGACACCCGCGGGCGCGGCAGGAGAGCGCGAUUCCAGCAGAUCUGGUACCGGUGCCCCAGAGGCGGCGGAGCAUGCUCAGUUGCCCGGACGCGUGGCCGGGUUGCAGGGGAGAAACGCCGCGUGAGGGGGGUGGGGGGAGAGGGUAUCACAGCCCAGCAGGCGCCGGGCCGCAGAGGGGGGGGGGGGGGGGGGUCGCGCCGAGGGGGCGGGGCCUCGCACGCACGCUCCCUCCUAGCUCUUCCCCCGCCCCCAGCCACGCGCGGGCCUUCUGCACGCCCGUCGCCCGUUGCCUUGGCAACCGUCGCACCGCGUCUUCCUGAGGGAGCUUCUGUCAGCCGGCAGAUCCCAUCGGCCGCUCCCCACUGCCGGGGAUUUUCGCGUGGGCUCAGAGACGGAGGGACAACAAAAAAAAUGGCGGAGCGGAGCCAGACGGCGCCUGAGGCAGGCAAUGACAUGGGAAAUGAUGAUGCCAUCGGAGGGAAUGUGAGCAAAUAUAUGGUGCUUCCUGCUGGAUAUUGUGGACUGCCCAGAAAAGGACAUCUUAUCUUUGAUGCUUGCUUUGAAAGUGGCAACCUUGGACGGGUGGACCAGGUCUCUGAGUUUGAGUAUGAUUUGUUCAUUAGGCCGGAUACCUGUAAUCCACGUUUCCGAGUCUGGUUCAACUUUACUGUUGAAAACGUGAAAGAAUCACAGAGAGUCAUUUUCAACAUUGUUAACUUCAGCAAAACUAAAAGUCUUUAUAGAGAUGGGAUGGCCCCUAUGGUGAAAUCCACCAGCAGACCAAAAUGGCAAAGGCUGCCACCUAAAAAUGUUUACUACUACCGCUGCCCAGACCAUAGGAAGAAUUACGUGAUGUCCUUUGCAUUUUGUUUUGACCGAGAAGAAGAUAUUUAUCAAUUUGCUUACUGCUACCCGUAUACGUACACUCGCUUUCAGCACUACCUUGACAGCCUGCAGAAGAGAAACAUGGAUUACUUCUUUCGGGAGCAGCUGGGUCAGAGCGUGGUAAGGCCCAUUCAGAAACCAGCAGCCCAGGGGAAGAGUUUACCAGUAGUUUUUAUAGAAUGCAAAUAA